Anguilla anguilla (European eel) is the source of this 5278-nucleotide messenger RNA. RefSeq names its product ATPase phospholipid transporting 8B1 (gene atp8b1). NCBI's taxonomy places the organism in Eukaryota, Metazoa, Chordata, Actinopteri, Anguilliformes, Anguillidae. Gene Ontology annotation, molecular function: ATPase-coupled intramembrane lipid carrier activity; ATP binding; magnesium ion binding. Gene Ontology annotation, biological process: Golgi organization; phospholipid translocation. The transcript is spliced from 28 exons. Gene Ontology annotation, cellular component: plasma membrane. The record is from RefSeq and is a predicted model, not a curated record. The coding region runs from base 300 to 4019 and encodes 1239 amino acids.
GUGGACUGUAAUCCCUUACGUGACUGAAUUGUCUAUACUCCUUUAAAUUUAGUCUACUGUGAUUUUAAAGGAUCUUGCAACUUCAGAGCUCAACCUGUCGGACCAGUUUUUCAAGUUUCAUUAUACAGGUAGCCAUUACGACCGCAGGUAGGCUGAAGGGAGUGAACAAAACCCAGUAGUUCUUUGUAACAGGGAAGUGAGCUAGUAUGGUUUAGAAUCUGGAAAUCGAAAGAACAGCAUACAUUUAAAGUGAAGGAAGAACAUCUGGAAGUUAGGAAAACUGACUGCCUGACCUCACCAUGAGUCGUGAGCGGGCAGACUCCCAGGGGUCACUGGGGCCUGACGAUGAGGUCAUGCCCUACAGUGACGAUGAGACGGACGAUGAGCUGGAGCCCACCUCUGAUGUCGAGGAGCACGAAGUUGCCCCCCCUGUGGUGGAACCCAAGUCCGCUGAGUCUGGCUGGAGGGUCAAAGCCAAUGACCGUGACUUCUGCAAUCUCCCUGAAUUUCAGAAGAAGGUCUUCUUGUGCAUGAAGAAGAGCAGAUACUCCGGGAACGGUAUCAAGACGUACAAAUACAACGCAUUCACCUUCAUACCCCUGAAUUUGUACGAGCAGUUCAAACGAGCGGCUAAUCUCUAUUUUCUGGCUUUACUUAUCCUACAGAUCAUUCCUCAAAUCACAACUCUGCCUUGGUACACAACGCUGGUGCCUUUGGUUCUGGUGUUGGGAAUCACAGCCAUUAAAGAUCUAGUGGAUGACCUGGCACGCCAUAGGAUGGACAAAGAGAUUAACAACAGGAAGAGUGAAGUCCUUCUCAAUGGCAGAUUUGAAGAAUCCAAAUGGAUGAAUAUCUGUGUUGGAGAUGUGGUUCGUUUGAAGAAGAAUGACUUCAUUCCUGCUGACAUUCUGUUGCUGUCCAGCUCAAACCCCAACAGUCUUUGUUAUGUAGAAACAGCUGAGCUUGAUGGGGAGACUAAUCUUAAGUUCAAAAUGGGCCUCAAAGUGACAGAUGAGAGGCUUCAGGAGGAAAGCCAGCUGGCACGCUUUGACGCUAUGAUCAUUUGCGAGGAACCAAACAACCGUCUGGACAAGUUCACAGGCACCAUGAGGUGGAAGAAGGACAGCUACCCGCUAGACCUGGACAACAUGCUGCUGAGAGGCUGCACGAUCCGCAACACGGAUGAGUGUCAGGGCCUCGUCAUCUUCGCAGGUGCCGAUACCAAGAUCAUGAGGAACGGUGGCAAGACCCGGUUUAAAAGGACUAAAAUUGAUGAGUUGAUGAACUACAUGGUUUACACUAUCUUUGUUCUCCUCAUCCUGGUGGCUGCUGGUCUGGCAAUCGGGCACACCUUCUGGUGGCAGGAGAUUGGCAGCCAAGCAUGGUACCUAUUUGAUGGGAAAGAUCAGUCCGCUUCCUACAGAGGCUUCCUCAGCUUCUGGGGCUACAUUAUUGUGCUCAACACUAUGGUGCCAAUUUCCCUCUACGUCAGUGUGGAGGUCAUCCGGCUGGGUCAGAGCAAGUUCAUUAACUGGGACCUGCAGAUGUAUUAUGGUGAUAAGGAUACCCCGGCCAAGGCCCGCACCACCACCCUGAACGAGCAGCUGGGCCAGAUUGAGUACAUCUUCUCAGACAAGACUGGCACCCUCACACAGAACAUCAUGGCCUUCAAGAAAUGCACCAUCGGCGGCAAAACCUAUGGUGACCCCACCAGUGCUGAAGGUGUAUCACUGGACCGAUCGCGGCCGGUGGACUUGAACUGGAACAAAUACGCAGAGAAGAACUUCCCGUUUUUUGACCACUCCCUAGUAUCCUGCAUUCAGUUAAAAAAGGACCCUGAUGUGCUCGAGUUCUUCAAGCUGCUGUCUCUCUGCCACACUGUCAUGGUGGAGCACAAGGAUGAUGACCUGGUGUACCAGGCUGCGUCCCCGGACGAAGGUGCGCUGGUGACUGCAGCACGGAACUUUGGCUUUGUCUUCCUGUCUCGCACCCAGGAUACAAUCACCAUCAGCGAGAUGGGCACUGAGAUGACGUACGAGAUGUUGGCCCUGCUGGACUUCAACAGCGACCGCAAACGCAUGUCUAUCAUCUUGCGGUUCCCGGAUGGCCGAAUCCGUCUGUACUGCAAGGGGGCAGACACGGUCAUCUAUGAGCGUCUGCACCCCAGCUCUCAGCACAAGGAGACCAGUCAGACUGCGCUGGACAUUUUUGCCAACGAGACUCUUCGGACCCUCUGCUUGUGCUAUAAAGACAUCAGCGCGCAGGAGUUUGCUGACUGGGCCAGGAAGCACAAGGCUGCUAGCAUUGUAAUGAGCGACAGAGAAACUGCACUUGACCAGGUGUAUGAGCUGAUCGAGAGCAACCUGAUGCUGAUUGGAGCAACAGCCAUUGAGGACAAGCUCCAGGAUGGGGUUCCUGAGACUAUUGCCAAACUGGCCAAGGCUGACAUCAAAAUCUGGGUUCUGACCGGGGAUAAGAAAGAAACUGCAGAAAACAUUGGGUACUCCUGCGAACUUCUGACCGAUGACAUGCAGAUUCACUACGGAGAGGACGUCAAUGAGAAGCUGCGAAUCCGACAGGCCAACAGGAGGAACCAGGAGCCAUUAACACACAGGAACAAGAAGGCUAAGGAGCUCUUCUUCACGGACCCUGGAAAGAACGCCCUUAUCAUCACCGGUGGUUGGCUGAAUGAGAUCCUGUAUGAAAAAAAGAAGAAGAGGCGUCGCCUGAAGCUGCGGAAACUGAGGAAGAAGCCCCCUCCUCCCACCAGCCCCCAGGACGGCCAGCCGAUUGACGAUUGGGAGAAGGAGCAGAGGCAGAUUGACUUUGUGGACAUGGCGUGCGAGUGCAGUGCGGUCAUCUGCUGCCGUGUCACGCCCAAGCAGAAGGCCAACGUCGUCAGCCUGGUCAAGAAGUACAAGAAGGCAGUCACACUGUCCAUUGGAGAUGGAGCCAAUGACGUCAACAUGAUCAAGACGGCAGACAUUGGGGUGGGUAUCAGCGGCCAGGAAGGCAUGCAGGCCGUCAUGUCUAGCGACUACGCUUUCGCCCAGUUCCGUUACCUACAGCGCCUCCUGCUGGUGCACGGCCGCUGGUCUUACAUCCGCAUGUGCAAGUUCCUGCGCUACUUCUUCUACAAGAACUUUGCCUUCACCCUGGUCCACUUCUGGUACUCCUUCUUCAGCGGAUUCUCAUCACAGGUGGCAUAUGAAGACUGGUUCAUUACUCUCUACAAUGUCUGUUACAGCAGUCUUCCUGUCCUGCUGGUGGGCUUGUUAGAUCAGGACGUUAACGACAAACUGAGUCUGCGCUUUCCCAAACUGUACCUACCAGGCCAGCAGGGGUCACUCUUCAAUUACAAGAACUUCUUCAUCAGUCUGUUCCAUGGAAUCUUUACUUCACUUACCAUCUUCUUCAUACCGUACGGAGCCUUCCUGCAGACUAUGGGACAAGAUGGAGAGGCUCCGUCUGACUACCAGUCCUUCGCCGUGGUGACCGCGUCCUCACUUAUCUUCACUGUCAACAUGCAGAUUUCUCUCGACACCUCGUACUGGACCUUUGUGAACUGCUUUGCAGUCUUGGGCAGUAUAGCAAUAUACUUUGGCAUCAUGUUCGACAUCCACAGUGCAGGAAUCCAUGUGAUCUUCCCUUCAGCGUUCACCUUCACUGGUGUGGCCUCCAAUGCACUGCGGCAGCCCUACCUGUGGCUCACCAUCAUUCUGACCGUGGGCAUUAGCUUGCUGCCUGUCAUCUGCAUUCAGUUCCUCCAUAAAACAAUAUGGCCGUCUGAGGGAGACAAGGUCCAAAGGUACAGGAAGAAGUAUGAGGCAGAGGAGGAGGAGAAGAAGAAGCCCAGGCCCUUCGAGCGAGGCCGCCGGUCACGGCGCUCCGCCUACGCCUUCUCCCACUCGCGGGGCUACGCCGACCUCAUCGCGUCCGGCCGCAGCAUCCGGCGAAGGCCGCCAGUACGGCGGGACGCCCCCGCCAGUAUUCCAGAGAUCCAGGCAGAGAACAGCUGAGGGCCGCUCAGCACGUGCCUGCCUGUCCAGACUGUGAAAGCCUAACGGCGCACCAGGGACCUGGGUAUAUUUUAAAGUUUCAUCUGUGACACACAAUGUUAUACUUCUCAGGAUUGAAAAUACUUUUUUUUUUUCGUUUUUUUUUUUUUUUACUGCAACAACAUCUCCCUGACAUUUGAAAUGAUUGUCGUUAAGUACUCACUCACGGUACAGCUGAGCCUGUUAUUGUGUCUGAUCUAUACGUUCUCUCCUGUUGUGUCUGGUUACUGGUUACAGUAUAUUUUUAUACCACAAUGAACAGGAAGCCAUGGGAGUUGGUGUUAUAAAAAUGGUUGUAAUUUAAUAUAUUGUUUAUUGAUGCUUGACAUUUUUGUGGGUUAGGUGGAGAAAAUGAUAAGUAUCCUGGGCUGGAUUUUUAUGGGCUUUACUGGCUUUGUCAUUUCAGCGUUGGAGCCUAUCAGUGUCACCCUUUUUUCUUUUUGCACGGUUUGUCCGUUAAUGUCUCCAAAUAGCAGUCUUUCACAGUCACUCUUUUCUAAAGGGUAAUUUAUUUUUUCUGAGUACAUGUUUUAAAACCGAAAUGCUGUUUAAAUGCCACUGUUAACUGUAAUACUAUAGAACCUUGCCCUAUUGCCCUCUUGGAUUCUUCAGCCAAACUUCCACCCCCUUCCCAAUUUGUAUUUUUAUUUUUUAUUAGACUUUCAGUAACAGCAACAGUUAAUGAUCACAAAGCCAAUUACAGGCUUGUAAUGUAUGUUUUUGGCAUAAUACCUGGCAGGGAAGUGUGCCUUGCUAUAAGUGAACUGGUUUCUCUGUAAUAGUUAAAAUGAGUUUUCUAUCAGCACUUUAUUUCUCUUUUAAGAGGCUCAGCUUAACAUUGAUCUUGAAUAAAUGACAUGCAUGUGUUUUGUCAUAGAUCAGUACUGACUCAAUUCUGAGAAAUGGUCCCAGUGAUAAAUGCAAAAUAUUGCUCACUGGCAGAAAGAGGGAUAAAAUUAUCAUACAGCUGUUACACUAAACUGCCAUCGUUUCUUUGUACUGUUAAUACCCCAGGAUUAUAUUUGCAACGGCUUUUUAUUUGUUGAAGAUUUUUAAAUGCCAUUAUUUUUGUUUUUGUCACUCUGGAAACACACUUACGCAGUGUGUUCCUACUUUUCUGAGUCUUAAAAAUGACUUUUUACAAUCAACAUGUUUGUAACAUGUUUUUAGAACUCUUAUCAAAUAUACUUUGUAAAAAUGACAAUAAAUAAAGAAUAGAA